Messenger RNA from Durusdinium trenchii, 1921 nucleotides. Lineage: Eukaryota; Dinophyceae; Suessiales; Symbiodiniaceae. The record is from the annotation of a GenBank genome assembly.
CUCGACGCAGGGGUCGGGUCGGAGGGUCUGUGCACAGCGCCCCUCGCUUGGCCAUGGUGGUCUUGGAGCUUCUAAGGCUGAACCUCCUGCUGCAGGCAGCCGCCUUCGACCCAGGCCGAUAUCCCCAGCUGCACUUUGAGGCGCUGUCGGAAGUCCAUGUGGAGCAGCUUCAUGUAGAGCCUCCGGUUUGGCGUCUCCGUGGCUUCCUUAGCAAAGAGGACUGCCAACAGCUGAUUGAAGAAGGCCGUAGUGGCCUGCGACCCGAGAAGGUCUACACCAAGAGCCGAGUCCUCUUCGACGAAAAGAAGACUCAGCCCGUCGCCUUCGUCUCUCCCCUCUUAGCCUCAGGUGCUUACGUCUUUCACGAUGGGGAUCUGUUCUGGACCUGUGGCGCUUUUGUGGCGGGGCUCUUGAGCACGAUCCUCUUGCGGGAGUUGGUGCGUUGGUACGUUACGGAUGUUGCCUCGGCCAACGGCCGUGGUGGCGCGAGGUUUCGCGGCUUGAAGUGGCAACUGGGACCCUUGUUGCCCGGUGAGACUGAGACGGAAGGAGCCCGGGCUCGGCUGCUGGACCGUGCCCAGGCACUUUGUGCCGUGCCAGACAGGCAGUUCUUAGAGCCGCCCUUUCUCACUUGCUACAGGCAAGGCGAUGGCCAGAGCCUGCACGUUGACUCCAAGGAGCUGCCUAAUGACAAGUGGAGCCCCCAAGACAAGGCGAACUUUGAGGCCAGUGGUGGGCAGAGGAUGGUUCAGUGCUUGGUCUAUUUGAACGAUGUGGCGCCGGAACACGGUGGAGCCACAGCCUUUCAUCAUGAGGCCAUGGCCAGUCGUGCCCGGCAGGAGGACCUCUCGCAGAAUCGGUUUCUCAAAGCACUCCGUGCCAGCUACGAAGGUGGCAUUUAUCGACAGGCAGCUGAACGUGGCGAGAGGACUGUGAUCUUAGUGCCAUGUGCAGAGUGCUUGGAGGCCGAGCACUUUGGCCAGUCCUUUCUGGAGACCCAUCUACUGCAGGCAAGUGCGAUGCCAAACUGCUACAUGAACCUCCUGGGACAGGGCGUGGAGAUCAAGGAGAGUAGCGUCACCACGCAGCUAGGCUUCCAGGAGCAUCGCAUUUGCGAGGUCUUGCAGAAUGACUCCAUGUACGAUCUUAGCAAUACCUUUAAAGUCUUGGUGAUCGACAAGCCAUUGAUCGGCAGGUUCCGCCCGCUGGCCGCUGAGAAGAUCGGAGCAGAGAGCGGAUCCUUAGACGAUUUGUUGCUUCACUCGCCGGCGAUCCAGGGGGAGUUCUUUGACGAGGUGGAUCGCUUUCGGAAGACCUUCGUACAGGUGCCGGGCUGUGAGAACCGAACAGCUGAAAGGAUUCGUGAGAUCGUCACUGAUGCUGUGGACAAGCUUAGUAGGCAGCAUCAGCUCAACGCCACCCGGGCAGCGCAGCUGGAGUUCGCCGUGAGCCGACAAGCCUACACCGCGCUCCACUCCUUUGUCUUCCCACACUUGCAGAGUCUCCUGACCACCCAAGAGGAGAAGCUCCAAACAGCAGUGAAGUUCUACGGCUCCGUGGAAGAGCUUCUGAAGGUCGUGCCUGGAGGUGAUCGAUUAAUCCUUGUGGACGUCUCGGCGCCAGCAGAACAGCUUGAGCUCCUGGACGGGAAGAUUGCGCCCCACGAGAAGAUCGAGUGUGUGGACCAGGCACAUCGCUUACUACAGAAGAGUAUCGGCUCUGAGCGAACCUUGAAUGCUGCGCCUUUGGAGAUCACUGGUGAUGAUGUCUUGUCCCUCUUCAUCUUGGUCGUCUUCCGGAGUCAGGUCAAGAACUUCUUGGCACAUGUUUGCCACAUGGAGAUGUAUCUCCAGGGACCUAGCAGGUCGGGUGGCGGUGCCCGCUUUGAGGAGGCCGGCUACGCGGUCUCUGCGCUGCAGGC